Messenger RNA from Closterium sp. NIES-67, 3323 nucleotides. NCBI's taxonomy places the organism in Eukaryota, Viridiplantae, Streptophyta, Zygnematophyceae, Desmidiales, Closteriaceae. The record is from the annotation of a GenBank genome assembly.
CAUGCCGCUGUCCUGCAACUAAGCGCUAAUCGCUACAAAGCGGUCUGCUCCGAGCAUUGUUUGGCAUUGAAGGACCUAGCUGUGGGAUUCUGAUUGGGCCUAUAGUGACAAUACCGAGGGCACGAUGCGGAUAGUGAUAGAAGUGGAUGUGAGUGCAGAGGAGAUUCCUCUCGCGACGCAUCUCUUCAGCGCUCUCAGGGCGAUAGCGGACGAUGUGCGCACGACCAACCUGCGCCCCGUGUUCGAGGCGCUCAUUGCGCGCCUGCGCGACCCCGCGGAGCUGGACUCGGUUGCGCGGGACGUGCGCACGCUGCUGGGGGACGGCGCAGGGGAGGGCGGAACGGGGGAGAAAGGGGGCGCGCAGGGGAGUGCGGGUGGGAGCAAGAGCGGAAGCGGAAGCGGGGAGGAGAAAGAGGCUGGAGCAAAUGGGAAGAAGGUCAACGAGGGCCCCUUGGACGCCUUUGUGGCGGCAUUCCUGCACGUGGUGUUUGAAGCAGACCUGCUCGCUCAGAAGAUCAGCGUCGUGCCCUUCAUGCGCCUUGUGCCCAGGUUACCAGAUGCUGCAAAGAUCAAGAUGAGAGACACCCUCAUUCCCAAGAUCCUUAAGUUCCUGACCAUAAAGCGGUCGCCUGACGCCAGCCGGGCGGAGUUCUUUGUCCACGCUGAGGCGUUUGCCGCCCUCGUGCACCUGGAAUUUGUCUCCAUUCAAGGCGCGGUUACCACUAUCCUCACACUACUGCGUAAGCCCGACAACCGCUGUGCCGCGGUCACCAUGCUGGGCAAGACAGUCGAGCUCUGCACUCCCCAGCUCGUGGCGCAGGGCGACCCAGGCAAGAUGGGGGAACUGAGAGCAGCAGUCAUGGGGCUCCAGGAAGAGGCGUUCCGCUAUGACGUCAACUACGUGCGGGACAGCCUUGGCUGGUCUGACACCGUUUCUCCAAUGUCCACCGCUUCUGCUGUUCCUGCCUCUUCUGCCGCCGCUGCUGCUGCUCCUUCUACAGCUGCUCCUGCUGCUGCUGUGUCUUCACCAGCUCCCAUCUCCGCCCAACUUCCCACAUCCCAGCUCCCCCUUCCCUCAGCGCAACCCCCGUUCCCCCUGUCUCAGCCCCCCCUUCCGGCGUCGCAACCCCCGUUUCCCUCAGCUCAGCCGCAGACUUCUCCAUCUCAUCCCCCACUCCCCACUCCUCAGCCUCCCCCCCGACUCUCCCCGCUAGCACCCUCAGCUCAACAGGGGCAGGGGCAGCAGGCAGGCUUGGUUAACGGAUCGCACCUUGCAACAGCACCAGCAGCAGCCGCAACAGCAGGAGCACAGUUGGGCCAGUCGCCACAGCAGCAGCAGCAGUUACAGAUGCAGCUGCUUCAGCAGCAGCAGUUGCUGCAGGCGCAGCUGCAAGCAGUGCAGCAGCAAGCACAGCAGCAGCAGGCACAGCAGCAGCAGCCUCAACAGCAGCAGCUACAGCAGCAGCAGCAGAUGCUUCAGCUGCAGCAGCAGCUACAGCAGCAGAUGCAGCAGGUGCAGCAGCAGCUGCGGCAACUCUCUGCCCCCUCACAGCAGCUGCAGCUGCCACCACAGCAGCACCCGCCGCUGCCACCGCCACAGCAACAGCAGCAGCAGCAAGGGUUACCACCGCUGCCGAUGUUACCACCGCUGCCGAUGUUACCACCGCAGAUGUUACAACAGCAACAGCAAGGGCCAGAAGCUCAGCACACGUUGCAGCAGCAGCAGCAGCAGCAGCAGCAGUUGCAGCAGGUGCAACAGCAACUGCAGCAGCAGCUGGUGCAGGCUCGGCAGCAGCUGAUGCUCCUGUCUGGCUCCUCCCCUUCCUCCUCCGCCUCCACAAUCCCAGCAGCAGCAGCAGGAACAGAACCAUCAGCAGCAGCAGCGCAAGCACCAGUGCCAUCAGCUAGUGGUGGCGUGAAGGCUGGUUCAGCGGAGGCCAUGAGAUCAUCUCCGUCUCCGAAGGUGAUUUUUGAGUCGACUCAAAAAUCUCCCUCCACCGCCAACCCAAGCAUGCUGGUUCCUGUCGACGCCUACAGCGGCCACCAGCACACCAUCCUGGCGGUGGGUGUGGACGAGAGCAGCGGGGCCACAUGGAGUGCUGCAAUGGAUGGCAGUCUCAUUAUGUGGGGCGGCGAUGGCAAGCCUCUGCAGUCACUGCUCUUGGGCGCGCACUAUGUGUGUGGCAUGGACCUCCUGUACUCUCCGUCCUCUCUGCUGCUCGCAGCUGCGCCAAGAGAUGACAUGAGCGAGAGCCAACCAGCCUCCAACCCCAACUCGCCUUGCAUCCUACAACUCACAGGCGGAGAGGGGCCAGGGGGAGGGGGAGGAGCAGGGGCAGGGGGGGGCGGGGGAGGGUGGCAAGUGACGGGCCGUCUGGAUCGGAACACAACAAGUGUGAUAUCAUGCAUUAAGGCCAUCGGCAUACAACCAGACACGGCUUUUAUCACAGCAGAGAGCAUAGCCCCAUGUGACACCUCCCCUGCUUCCCCUCGCGACCGCAUCUGCUGCUACGACCUGGGGGGCGCUCCCUUCUCCAGCCUGCAUCCUGUCAGGCAGUACACAGAGCACGAGGACCUCAUCACAUGUCUCACCGUCUUCCCCCCCAACCCCAACCUCUUCCUUUCUGGCUCCCGCGACUCCACCAUUCGCCUCUGGGACAGACGGGCUUCCAACGCUGUUGCCCUCCUUGGCUCCCCCUCCCCCUCGGGCCGGCCCCAGGCGCAUGCAGGUAUGGUAACCGCGUUAGACGCAUGCCCUGCAACGGUAACAGUGGCGUCUGGAGGCAUGGACGGUUACCUGAAGCUCUGGGACCUGCGCUCCCUGCAAUCCCUUGGGAACUCCCCGCCUCUCGGUUCACUGAACCUGGACGAAUCCCCAAUUCUCAAGCUGGCCAGUAGCAUGCUGCCAGGUGUCGUCGCUGUGAGCACUGUGAGGGGGCUGUACUUAGCAGAUUUAAGUGGCAGUGUGGGGCCGAGUGGGGGUGGCAGUGCCAGGCCGGCAGGGGGGUUCCAGGAUGGGCGGCAACCCGGGCGGUAUCAUGAUAUCAAGUGGGCGCAUGGGCGGCGGUUGCUGUUUGCUGGUGGGGAUGCCAUGCGGGUUGAUGUGUAUGGGUUGCAAUGACAAUCGUAGUUACUGGUAUGCCCUGUUGUACUUGUUACGGCGGUCACGUUAUGGGUAGUCACAGCAUUCUUUAGACUGGGAACAUUCUAUGGCAACUGCACGUUGUAUUAUGCAACUGUAGAGCUGUAGAGUGCGAAAGCUGUUAAUAGGGGGGUUUAGUUCUGCUGUAUCAAAUCAGGUCCUGUGUAGCAUGCUGCUUGAA